Messenger RNA from Procambarus clarkii (red swamp crayfish), 1327 nucleotides. RefSeq names its product neurogenic differentiation factor 1-like. Gene Ontology annotation, biological process: positive regulation of transcription by RNA polymerase II; axon development; sensory organ development. Gene Ontology annotation, cellular component: nucleus. The record is from RefSeq and is a predicted model, not a curated record. Lineage: Eukaryota; Metazoa; Arthropoda; Malacostraca; Decapoda; Cambaridae. Gene Ontology annotation, molecular function: DNA-binding transcription factor activity, RNA polymerase II-specific; protein dimerization activity; E-box binding.
UCAACCCACCCUCUCUAAGUAAAUAUUGUCGCGAUCUGUACAACAUGUAGAGGAGGCAAGAUUUGCCACAAGAACAUAUCCUUAGUGAGAUACGCUUUCUCUCUUCCCUUAGUUGGCAACGCGACAUCCACAAUCAAAAAUUACUACUGCUGCUAAAAUACACAAUUUAUGUGACAACUGAAAAAAUAUACUAAUUAUCUCCAAUAUGUUCAGGCGACAGGAUAUACUCUGAAUAAAUCUCUGUGUGGGUAAAAGAUAUUGACUUAGAAUUGCAUCAAGUAGGAAAUAAAAUAUGAUCUAAAUUAGAUCAAGUAAUGUCUCCAGCAGGAUGACUGGAAGAGCUCCAUCAGGAAAUCUGUAAUCAACGAAACACUUGCAGUUUUAAGGUAGAGUCGUGACCCAGUGAACCCGGGACAUCCAGAGGACAGCCAGGAGAUGGACAACAGUCGGCCAGGGACCCAGCGUCACGGUAGCCUCUGCAGGGACGCCAGCGCGGGUGCUGGAACACGGGUGACGUAUGCUUUUCGUCCGAAAACCAUCAUUAAGAGACUUCAACAGGAGAGAAUUCGGCAGGAAGUAUCCGGGCGCGAUGAGAGGUCGAAGCCGAGGCCAGCGCCUCUGUCCAAGUACCGCAGGAAGACUGCCAACGCCAGAGAACGCCAUCGCAUGCGGCAGAUAAAUAUUGCCUUCGAGUCCCUCCGAAGGAUCCUGCCGGAUGGCAUGGCGUUGCAGCCGGCAACGUCAGCCAUGACGAAGAUAACGACGCUUCGUCUCGCCGUCAGCUACAUCAGAGCGCUGUCUGACACCCUGGAAGACAACCACAUGGCUGACUCGCUGGAAAGGUCCUUCCAGCAUUCGGUGAAACAUUCAUUCCAGCUACCGAAGACCCUGUCGUCAGAAGGCAGCGUGAUAUUCCAGUACCAAACCCAGAUGGCCUCUUUCACCCAGCAAGCCAUAACCGAGGCGCCGUAUGGUCUGGCCUACUGCCCCACGCCCAGCACCACCCAGCCGUCAACCUUCCCACACAAGACCAAAGGGUCACUCAGCAGCGGCACCACCACCACCAGGGCCCUUCAUGACCUGCUCUCCGACGACACUCGCUUACUGCCGGACAACCUCCAAUUUCUCGGUGACAUUCCAGCGUUGACUGAUUUCUUUGGUGCCCUUCCGUGAGGUGGAGAGAUUACCUCACCUCCCCAACGAUAACCUCACCUCACCGAGGAAAGACAAUACCGAUAACCUAACAAGUUAUCCCAUCUCAAUACAUCCCACGUUCGAUAAUAGCGGCCUUACAGUGAGCUGCGGAGAUAACGGAUGGGAAAGCAGC